AUGCCGUUGGCUUAUGGCCUGGUGACUUCAGGCCUUUCACCAUUUGUCUCAGAUUACUUGAGUUUGGGCCCAUCACUGUUGUCGAAGAGCUUCAUUUAUUUGGGUUUCUUCCUGCCAGCGUUUGGCAUUGCUUGUUCGGAGUUGAACCUCUCAGUGAAAGAUUGCUUUGUUGGGUCAAGCUCCCUAUCCGUGAGAUCCUUUGCGCGCUUGGGCUCCAGCCUGUCAGCUUAUGGACUCAGCAAGUUGGGCUUGGGACCAUUGAUUUUGGAUUUCAUUCACCUUGAGUUCUUCCUGUUCAUGAGGUCCCUUCUCCGGCUGGGAUCCAUCCUGUUUGUUUAUGGCUGUUGCAGGCUGGACUCAAGCUUGUUGGCCUUGGAUUUCUUGCAUCCAGAUCCUUUUCUGUUCCUGCAAUCCUUUGCACAACUUGGUUUAGUGCUAUCACUCUAUGGAGUUGCACGAAUCGACUUGAGCCUAUCUGUACCUGAUCAUGUGGUGACGGGAUUCUUUAUUUUUCUCCGGAGCUAUGUACGUCUGGGAUUGUUGACGUCGGCCUAUGGCAUGAGCUGUCCAGACGGGCGCCUUCCGGUCUUGGACUGUGUGCAUUUUGGCUCGAGCUUCUUCUUGCGAAGCCUCUUCCGUGCAGGGUCUCUGUUGUCAGUGUUUGGCAUUACACAGCUUGAUCCCUCCCUGUCGGUCCUGGACCUCGUUCAAUUGGGUUUGCCAUCGUUUUUGAGAGGCUUUGUUCAAAUGGACCUAGCGCUUUCGGUGUUUGGUUUGGCAUGUCUAGGCCUGUCCAUGCCCACCUUGGACUUCAUUCACCCAGAACCGUCCUUGCUGUUGCAUGGCUUCGCACGAUCUGAAUUGCUGUUGUUUGCCUAUGGCAUGACCUGCCCUGAACUGGCUUUGCCAACCUUAGAUUUCAUCAAUCCAGGCUCCUCUUUUUCUUUGCACAGUAUGUGCCGCCCCGAGUUGUUCUUGUCAGUUUAUGGGAUCACAAAACUGGACUUCCCCUUGCCCAUCUUGGACUUCAUACACUUAGACUUUGUGUUGUUCUUGCGAUCACACACAUGUUCAGGCUCGGUGUUGUCAGUGUACGGCAUGUUCUGCCUUGAGCCGCCGAUGCCAGUGGUGGAUUUUGUGCACUUGGGUUUUCCGUUGCCGCCUCAAACCUUCUCGUGCUCUGAACCAGUCUUGUUGGCCUAUGGAAUCAGCUGCCUGGAGUUAUCUUUGUCAAUUCUCGACUUUGGACAUUUUGAUUUGACCCUUUCAACCAGCAGCUUUUUGUGCCUUGACCUGUUUCUAUCAGUCUAUGGCUUGAGCUGCUCAGACUCUUUCCUGUUUGCUUUGGACCACGUUCAGACUGAGUCUUCAACGUUGCUACAAGGCUCCUUCUGA
This is a messenger RNA of Cladocopium goreaui, 1395 nucleotides long. The record is from the annotation of a GenBank genome assembly. Lineage: Eukaryota; Dinophyceae; Suessiales; Symbiodiniaceae.